UGAGCUGGGCCUUUCUUCCGUCGCGCUCCCAUAUAAUAGUGCGCAUCAUUUUGGCAAGGCUUCUUGUUAAGUUGUUUUUUUCUGUACUACUACAGCUUGAACUCACAAACUCCAAUAUGCUGGCUUUGGUCCGAAAACAGCUUAGAACCCACCCUUCCCUCAUCCCCCUCUUCAUCUUCAUUGGUGGAGGAGCAACCAUGGCCGCGAUGUACCUCGCUCGCCUGGCGCUGAAGAAUCCCGAUGUCUGCUGGGAUAAGAAGAACAACCCCGAGCCCUGGAACAAGUUGGGCCCAAAUGAUCAGUACAAGCUUUUCGCCGUUAACAUGGACUACAGCAAGCUAAAGAAGGACCGUCCUGACUUCUAAAGAUCAUAUUGGCUGGACCAAAAGCACAAAAUUGAGCAAAUCCGCACUACCCCACUGUGAGCUUUUUGGGGUUCCAAUGUGUUGCAGAGGCUAAAUCCGCACAGUGAUUCAUAUUUAACUUUAGCUAGUGCAUUUUAUUGGCUGUUCAAACUGUUGUUUGAGAUCUAAUUUUGAAUGGUUGCCAAUAAACUAAGGGAGUCUUUUCUCCUCCAUACAAAGAAAAGAA
This is a messenger RNA of Betta splendens (Siamese fighting fish), 591 nucleotides long. It is a transcript of the gene coxfa4a, whose product is annotated as NDUFA4 mitochondrial complex associated a. Lineage: Eukaryota; Metazoa; Chordata; Actinopteri; Anabantiformes; Osphronemidae. The record is from RefSeq and is a predicted model, not a curated record. The coding region runs from base 117 to 365 and encodes 82 amino acids. The transcript has 4 exons.